Molecule: messenger RNA, 2742 nt
Organism: Peniophora sp. CBMAI 1063
Lineage: Eukaryota; Fungi; Basidiomycota; Agaricomycetes; Russulales; Peniophoraceae
Source: the annotation of a GenBank genome assembly
AUGACCGAAGGCGCGACAAAACGUGGCCGAAGUGAUCCCGGCAAGUGCCGCGUCCGAAAAGGGAAGUUCGGCAGGCACGAUUGCCCGAUUAAGCAAGUGUCGAGGGGUGCGAAAGAGCGCCUGCUCGCUGCUGGGCGUGGCGAGAGGGUGGUGGGUGGUGGUGGCGAGAAGACUUUAAGAGGGUGUGUUGCCGAUUGGGAGUAUGCGUUUGCCACUCGACAAUUGCUCAAGCGCAUGGACGGCAGUCUCGUGAACUCGAACGAUCACUUUCGCAGCUCGAGCUCGCGCGAGCGUACCCCGCGUUCCAUUCGUCCCUCCUCCUCCUCCCAGCACUCUAGUGCAUCCAGCCGUCGCGCCCAUGCGCAAGUCCAUAGUCAAGAUGCCACGAUCCCUCGCACGCCGUCCUUCGAUGUCAACUCCGUGCUUGACGGAUGGGUCCACAGCUCACGCUCGCCACUCAAUGCGAUGGGUGCGGGCCAGUUGGUGGAGUCAUAUAACGGAUCUACCAGCCCACUUCAGCGCAAUUCCACGACACAGAGUCCGUUUACGCACCGAACCGUACACCAGCCUCCUCUUGCCGAACAAUCCCUACGGCCUGUACAGAGUCCCGUCGGUACAACCGGGAUGGACUUCGAUGCUAUGUUCUUACCUAGUCAAGUACCGUUCAUGGAGGACUGGGCAGGGCCAAGCACGUACAACGACUGCCUUGGACCUGACGCCGAAUGGAGUCGCCAGCUUGUCAUGCAUACCUCCGAAUGGCUUGCACGGGACACGCAGUACUCGGACCUGUACCCUCGAUGUCAGCCAAACCAUAGCAUGGCACCGACACCAUCACAAGACGCGCUCACCUAUGACAUGCUAGGCUCGUUCAGCGAGCUCGGAUUGACGGCCACUCCGUCCAGCAGUCCUCGCCGAAGUCUUGCCACACCGCCGCUCCUUCCAUCGGUGUCCGCGCCCAGUCAGAGUUCAACAUUGGGUAGCCAAAUGUCGUAUGACUCCAUCACGAGCAGCGAGCUCUCGGCGUACAGCACGAUGGACAUGAGCGAGCCGGCGUUUGAGGGCUUCUCUCCGCCCAUUGCGCCGUCGGGUUUACCGCCUUCGCCGAACCCGAUGAUGCUGCCGCUCCCAACGCUCGCCGGCGCCGGCCCUUCCAAGCCCUCUCCACCACCCAGCACGACCUCCCAAACCACUCUCUCCAAACCUGUAACCCCGCCUCGCUCACCGAACUUCGGUUACCGCACACCGCGCUUCCCAACACGAGAAGCAUGGGCAGCCGCCCACCUCGACGCGUACGGAGUAUUCAUCCCUCCAAAUAAAUGCUCCGAUGGCAAAUGGAGCCUUGUGAACAAUAACCAGACGUCCGGCUUCAUCCCGUCCUCGCACUCGCACGCGCGGGAGCGCGGCGCGUAUGCCUCCUCUACCACCCAGUACCCCGGCACCCAGCUCCAGCACGCACACGCCCAGCCACCUGCGGUACCGUUCCCCGAACACUUGGCGUUUCAGCCUCCACCCCAAAACGGCUUCCAGAAUCUCCCGGACUUGGCCGAUCCGGGCGCGAUGAAUGGCAACCUGGGCUGGGACCAGGGAACGAAUGUGAACCCCGGAUGGAUGACGCAGCCUGAAUUGUAUGAACCUGUCGUAGCGACUCAGUACGAUGCCGGACCACAAGAUCCGUUUGCGCACCUGCCAUUUCUCCCGGAGGCCAAUCCAUCCAACUCGCUCAUUCCAGACACUCUCCCCGACGGCCAGAGCUGGGACUACGACUUCUUGGAUGAAAUCCUUCGCGAGCUUGGGGUACAGACUCGGACUCAAGCACGGCAGAUGACAGCGAACGUUCAUGCAACAGGAGUGCAGUUGCCGCCUCCGCCGCCGGUCGUCGAGGUGUCUGGCCCAGACACGCAAUAUGAGCAUGGGCUGCAGUUCACCCAGCAAGGCGACGACGCACGCACCUUUAACUUCCCUACCCCACACGCGCCCUUACUUGAGACUUCCCCGCUUCCUGGUGAUACCCCUCCUCCCUACUCCUCCUCCGAGCACCUCCUCGCUGCCUCAUCGCCGUAUGCAACACCGGCGCUCUCGAGCCCGACUCGAUCCGUCCACGAGUCGGCGUACUCCUUGCCAGCAGAUGAGGCGAGGAGCAUAACGUACGAUUGGACCCGUAGUACGGACGGCACGUCCAGCCUGAGCUUUUCCCAGCAAACGGCGACGGCCGCGCCGGCAUUCUCGCCCGUAGGUGGCCCAUCCAGGCUUCCAUCAACACCACCACCACCACCAUCACGCAAGAGGUCUUCCAAGCGCAAGCGCGUAGAGGAAGCGGACGCUGGCCCAGCACGAAAGAAACGCGCUCCUCGAAAGGGCACGGGCGAGCCGCACAAGUCGGGCGAUCGUCCGCCCGGGUUCAAGUCUAAAGCGGAGUGGGAGGCCGCGCAUCUGGAUGCGGACGGCGAACUGAUCCCUCCGACAUCCGUGGGCAAUAACAAGUGGCAAUGUGCUUGUAUGCGCGACCCCAUGAAGGCGGUAGAUUGGAGAACCAUCCAGGAGCGCCACAGGAGUUACAGGGAGGUCGAGUUCUGCACCGUGGAGGGAUGUGGGAAGCCAUUCUCGCGACUCGACGCACUCCUUCGCCAUUUGCGUGCCCAGCAUAAGAUGAAGAUUGAGAAGAAGAAUGCCAAGAAAAAGAGAAAGAUCGAGGAGAACUCGGGUCGCCAGAUGGGCUCAAGAGGCGGAGGGAGGGAGCACUGA